This is a messenger RNA of Penaeus chinensis, 1783 nucleotides long. RefSeq names its product tryptophan--tRNA ligase, cytoplasmic-like (gene TrpRS). Gene Ontology annotation, biological process: tryptophanyl-tRNA aminoacylation. The record is from RefSeq and is a predicted model, not a curated record. Gene Ontology annotation, molecular function: tryptophan-tRNA ligase activity; ATP binding. Lineage: Eukaryota; Metazoa; Arthropoda; Malacostraca; Decapoda; Penaeidae. Gene Ontology annotation, cellular component: cytoplasm. Bases 152 to 1639 code for a protein of 495 amino acids. The transcript is spliced from 10 exons.
AGCAUGUCGACAUUUCGGACCAAAACACGAGCAGCUGCGACCCACACGCGGCGACGUCCCUCUGACUCUGAGUCCUGUGACAGCUCUCUCUUGCUUUUCCCUGGCGUUUUUAGGGGGUUUUUCAAUAAGGUGUGACGCGGUGUAGCUGAGGAUGCCCAUCACUCGCGAGGAGGAAAAAGUAUUAGAUGAACACUUUGUGGCCAACAGCUACGUAGAGGGGUUUACUGCAAGCCAGGCAGACACAGCAUUGUUUGAGUACUUCACAGGCACGCCAAGCCAGGACUUGCCGAGUCUCCAGCGUUGGUUUAGACACAUAGCAAGUUUUGAUAAGGAUCGAACCACAUUCCCUGGGAGCAAGAGAAACCCCUUGGAAAUAUCUAUUAAUGGGAGGAAGAUAACAGUCAUGGCAGAUUCAACAGCAGUCGAACAGAGUGCCGCUUUGGAGCAAAAUUCAACAGCGGAAGCACCAGUUGAUGAAGAUAUUGUAGAUCCUUGGAAUGUCCAGGCCUCUAGUAGUAAAGGCAUCGACUAUGACAAGCUAAUAGACAGGUUUGGGUCGUCGCGCAUUGAUGCCACUUUGCUGGAGAGAUUUGAGAAGGUGACGGGUCGCAAACCUCACCACUUUCUCAGACGAGGGAUCUUCUUCUCCCACAGGGACAUGCACAGAAUUUUGAACUUAGUGGAAGCUGGCAAGAAGUUCUUCCUGUACACUGGCCGUGGUCCUUCCUCUGAGGCCCUUCAUGUUGGCCAUCUCAUCCCCUUUAUUAUGACCAAAUGGCUGCAGGAUGUGUUUGAUGUCCCCUUGAUAGUGCAGCUCACUGAUGACGAGAAGUACCUGUGGAAGGACUUGAAGCUGGAGCAGUGCAACAAGCUGGCAUACGAGAACACCAAAGACAUCGUGGCAAUGGGCUUUGACAUAAACAAGACCUUCAUCUUCUCUGAUGUUGACUUCAUCGAAGGGAGCGGAGAGUUCUAUAGGAAUGUCUUGAAAGUACAGAAACAUGUGACCUUCAACCAAGUCAAGGGAAUCUUUGGCUUUGACGAGUCGUCCAACAUUGGCAAGAUCAUGUUUCCUGCAAUCCAGGCGGCACCAAGCUUCUCGUCUAGUUUUCCAUUUAUUUUCAAGGGGAAGAAGGAUGUGCCCUGUCUUAUCCCAUGUGCUAUUGAUCAGGAUCCCUACUUCCGGAUGACUCGUGAUGUGGCCCCAAGAAUAGGGUUGCAGAAGCCGGCCCUUCUCCACUCGACCUUCUUCCCAGCCCUGCAGGGAGCGAGCACCAAGAUGAGCGCCUCCGAUGAGAACUCCUCCAUAUUCCUCACUGACACGGCCAACCAGAUCAAGAAGAAGGUCAACAAAUAUGCAUUCUCUGGUGGAAGAGAUACAAUUGAGGAGCACCGGGAAAAAGGAGGUGACUGUGAGGUGGAUGUGUCUUACAUGUACCUAACCUUCUUCUUAGAAGACGAUGAAAAGUUAGAGGAGAUUCGCCAACAGUAUUCCACAGGCAAGAUGCUCACAGGAGAGCUAAAGGCUGAGCUUAUUAAGAUUCUCCAGGCAUUGGUUGCAGAACAUCAAGCCCGAAGAAAAGAAGUGACUGAGGAUCUUGUUAAAGAAUACAUGAAACCCCGGCCUUUAAAUUUCUGAUAGUGUAGACUUGUGCUAGUUUGGCAAUUAUCAGCAAUUUUAUAUUGUUCUGUCCAUUAAGUGAUAAUGUGAAGUUCAGGUGGUUAGGCAGAGACAAGAAUAGUUGAAAAUUGAACUUGUAUUAUUGGUUAUCUUUCAACUCCU